Molecule: messenger RNA, 2474 nt
Organism: Drosophila eugracilis
Lineage: Eukaryota; Metazoa; Arthropoda; Insecta; Diptera; Drosophilidae
Gene: Bcat
Product: branched-chain-amino-acid aminotransferase, cytosolic
Exons: 6
Coding region: 354-1691 (445 amino acids)
Biological process (GO): L-valine biosynthetic process; L-leucine biosynthetic process
Cellular component (GO): mitochondrion
Molecular function (GO): branched-chain-amino-acid:2-oxoglutarate transaminase activity
Source: RefSeq, a predicted model, not a curated record
CAGCUCAUUUCUUGCAGAGACUUCGUGCCGUAAAGAUCGAGCUGGGAAAAAAAAACAAAGAAUCAAAAGGGCUCUUUAAAAAAAAAAGAAAGUAAAUCGAAAACCGAAACUGCGUGCUUGACCACAUUUUUUUUACUGUGCAAAGUGCAGUUCCCUUGUCAUCAAAACCAGAAGCCAAAAGAAAUACAAUAUUUAUCGGUAACGCGUACGGUGCGGCAAAGUGCAAGUGCAAGAGACGCUAAAAGAGCGAUUUUCGUAGAGCAACUCUUUUAGCUGCUUAACACCAGCUACUAACUAACAAGUAUCAUAAAGUAGUAAGGAAGAAAGAAAGUUCCAACGCUAACAUCAACAAGAUGACGACCAAAAUGGCAAUUAAUGCUAAGGAUAUUUUCCGCAACCAGCACCGCCUGAUUCGCUUCAUCGCCCACUCCAUUCGGCAGUGCAGCAACCAGUCCCUGAAGGCCGCCCAAGCUGCCCAGCAGCAGCAGCAACAAAAGUCAUCGGCUGACUUCCAGAUCACCGCAUCGGUGGAUGCCCAAUAUACCAGUGCACCGGAGCCCAUUAAGCAUGACAAGAAUCUGGGUCAUCAGUUCCGUGCCUCUCAACUGUCGGUUCGUUUGGCCGCCCCAGAGCAGCUGCAGCCCAAGCCGGAUAACGAUGAGGAGCUGGGCUUUGGACGUCUUUUCACCGAUCAUAUGCUUAAGAUCUACUACCACAAGAGUUUGGGUGGCUGGCAGAAACCAGAGAUUACGCCACUGGAAAACCUGGUCAUGCAUCCUGCCGCCAAGGUCCUUCACUACGCUGUUGAGCUUUUUGAGGGCAUGAAGGCAUACCGCGGCGUUGAUGGCAAGAUCCGCAUCUUCCGACCGGACAUGAACAUGAACCGCAUGAACCUAGCUGCCCAGCGAUCCGGUUUGCCCACCUUCGAGGGCAAGGAGUUCGUCCAGUGCUUGUCCCGCCUUUUGUCCAUCGAUUCCGAGUGGGUUCCCCACACGGACACCGCCAGCUUGUACAUCCGCCCCACACUGAUCGGCAUUGAUCCCACGUUGGGAGUUGCCUCUUCGGACUCGGCCCUGCUCUACACGAUCCUCAGUCCAGUGGGCAGCUACUUCAAGACAGGCUCCUCCGGUGCCGUUUCACUGCUGGCCGAUCCUAGCUAUGUCCGUGCCUGGCCAGGCGGCGUUGGCAAUCGUAAGAUGGGCUCCAACUAUGCACCCACGAUCAAUGUACAAAAAGAGGCGGCAGCCAGGGGACUGCAGCAGGUGUUGUGGCUAUAUGGCGAGGAUCACCAGCUUACAGAAGUGGGCACCAUGAACAUCUUCAUGUUCUACGUGAACGAUCAAGGAGAACAAGAACUGGUUACACCUCCGCUGAGUGGUCUGAUCCUGCCCGGAAUUACCCGCGACUCCAUCCUGCGCAUGACCCGCCAAUGGGGCAAGUUCAAGGUUAGCGAGGCUAACAUCACCAUGCCCAUGGUCUGUGAGCUCCUCAACCAGGGAAGGCUAUUGGAACUCUUUGGAGCGGGAACGGCGUGCGUGGUCAGUCCUGUAAACAGGAUCAAUUACCUUGGACAGGAUCUGUAUAUACCCACCAUGGAGCAGGAGAAACCCGUUCACGAACUGAUCCGCGAGACACUUACCGACAUUCAGUACGGUCGCGUGGAUCAUCCGUGGUCGAUGGUGAUCGACUAAGUACCCAAUCGAUCCUAACCAGAAACUCUAUCCACCCACAUCUGUAAUCCCUUAGCCCCCCAUCCCUUCCCCGUACCGUGUAUUAGUAGGAUUUAGUUGCCAAGUGUUUUGUGGGUUGCCAAUGUGCUCGAAUUUGUUUCGUUUAUUGUGCAUUUAACUAUAUGCAUGCAUAUACCGAUUUAUAUAUAUAUCUUUAUAUAUAAUAUAGUAGGAUAAGUCGAGGGCCGAUCCGUUUAAGUUGCAUUUAAAUGUAUAUUUAUUUUAUAUUUAUUUAUGUGAGGAAUUCGAAUUGUACAUAAUUCCAACUGGUUCAAUGUUAUUUAUAAUUUCCCCUUAAUAUUUUUUUAAAAUUUAGUUAUGUUUUUUUUUUUUUUAUAUUGUUUUUGUAAAGCUAUGAAUCGUCUUUUUGCGCUUUUACUUCCAAGCAGCAUCGAAAGCAAAGCAAAAUUACCAACUACAAAUUUUAGAUUAGGAAAGAAAGAAAAAAGAUCGAGGAGAUGAAUUCCGGAAGAAUGGAAUUUUUGGAAUAUGUUGAAAACGUACCGGAGGCGAAAUGCAUUUAUUAGUGAGUAAGUGAUCGAAGCGUUCUUGGAGGUAAAAGCGGCACGAGAGGCACGAGUGCAGUGCCGAGCUGUGACUAAAGCUAAUCUGAACCUGAACCCGUCAGUAGAACCUAGGCCUAGGCUGUAGAUCCUAAACCGAAUCAAGCUGUAUACUAUACCUAUAACCUAGAUGUUAAGCGAAUCAUGAGAUGAAUAAACGAUGAUAAAAAUCAAACUUAAA